Molecule: messenger RNA, 657 nt
Organism: Trypanosoma rangeli
Lineage: Eukaryota; Euglenozoa; Kinetoplastea; Trypanosomatida; Trypanosomatidae
Product: C-8 sterol isomerase
Exons: 1
Coding region: 1-657 (218 amino acids)
Cellular component (GO): endoplasmic reticulum
Source: RefSeq, a predicted model, not a curated record
AUGAAGUGUCUCGUCUUUCUUGUUGUUGCAGUCGUGGUGGUUGCCCUGUCCCUCGUGAUCGACCGUCCAGAGAACUGGGUGUUGGACCCAAAAACACUUCAGGUCAUCGCCAAUAGUGGCAUUGAGGCAGCCCACGCCAAACACGGCGUUAACGUCACAGCGGAACAAGUUGUUGAGAGUGUCAUUCAAGAGGUCAUAAAAACGUACCCACUCCAUACCUCGUACUCCGGCAGGUGGUUGUGGAACAACGCCGGUGGAGCGAUGGGCUCCAUGACGGUGCUGCAUUCCUCGUUCUCAGAGUAUCUUAUUAUCUUUGGUACCUCCCUCGGCACAGAGGGUCACACCGGUCGUUAUCACUGGGCGGAGGACUUUUUUACAAUUCUUUAUGGGGAGCAAUGGGCAUCGUUGCCACGCGUGGCGGAGGCGGAGGUGUACAAACCAGGUGACCAGCACUAUCUCCCCAGGCAUACAGCCAAGCAGUAUCGAAUGCCGAAUGCAUGUUGGGCCUUGGAGUAUGCACGAGGCAACAUUCCCUCCAUGCUCUUCUUCGGUCUUGCGGAUGGCUUCACCUCGACACUCGACGUCGUGACGCUCUUCCACACCAUCCGUGAAAGCGCAUGGAAUAUGCUUCACAGCGCCUUCCUUGGCAAAAUUUAG